AUGUACAGAAUACUCUCUGUGCCGGUUUACAUGGUACUAAUAUCAAUUUUUUUUUCUGAAGCGACUAUUAUAUGCCCUCCACAUCCUUUGGUACCAAAUGGAUUCUUGAUAUAUUCGCAAGCAAAUAAAUUAGUACUUAAUCAGUAUCAAACACUGAUAACGCUUAAGUGUGCUCCAGGCUUUUUUCCUACUAUAUCAGACGGAAUUGUGCGCUGUUCUUCAGAUGGAUCAUGGGUUGGAUCACUUGGCAAGUGUGUUCGAAAUAAUACUAUCAAUAAACCAUGCCAAGCAGUUAAUCCUGUGAUACCACACGUUAUUUAUCAACCAAAAGCAACUACUCUGAAUCAAAAAACAUAUCCACAUGGUACGAAGGCUCGUUUAAACUGUCCUCUGAGUGCAACUCUCGGGAAUAACAAGUGGAUCGUUUGCAAGAACGGAAUCUGGAAUGGAUCUUUGGGUACAUGUUAA
This is a messenger RNA of Thelazia callipaeda (thelaziosis nematode), 468 nucleotides long. The record is from the annotation of a GenBank genome assembly. Lineage: Eukaryota; Metazoa; Nematoda; Chromadorea; Rhabditida; Thelaziidae.